This is a messenger RNA of Seminavis robusta, 2823 nucleotides long. NCBI's taxonomy places the organism in Eukaryota, Bacillariophyta, Bacillariophyceae, Naviculales, Naviculaceae. The record is from the annotation of a GenBank genome assembly.
AUGAUCAAGAGGAUACGCAGCCAAAGAACUUUGUCUCGGUACUUGCUAUACUACGCAGGCCUACUAAUAAUAGCAACGCAAUGCCGGUAUACCACCGGACAAGCACAAUUCUUCACGGCCGUUCCGUCCACUGAAACAGGCACAGAAGAGUCUGUUCCAACGGCAGAACCAACGACUCCAUUCCCGUCGGCACUACCCACUGUUAGCAACAUGCCUUCCAGGUCUGCAAGGCCAACGGGGUAUCCCUCCAUUAUGCCCACGAAUUACCCAAGUGUCAGUUUUCAGCCAUCUAGAAAACCCUCUCAAGUGCCUUCACUGGGUCCAACGACUUCCAAAGCACCUUCACUUUCACCAUCUUUCUCUAUAAGACCUUCCAAGUCACCUUCACUUACUCCCACAGACCUGCCAAGUUGGUUGCCUUCCUUAGAUCCUACCGAAAUACCGUCUCAUAGUCCCACCAAUUUCCCUACUGCCAGUGCUCAACCGUCUUUUCAGCCAUCAAUUGCACCCACCAAUAGUCCAGAACCAUCGGAUCAACCUUCUGAUGUACCCACGGUCAGCUCCGCACCUUCCAGUUCUCCUUCAGGAACUCCUACCACCAGUCAAAGCCCGUCCGCACAACCCAGUCUCAGCAGUAGGCCUUCCAUAUCUGUACAGCCCAGUUUUGAACCAUCUUCCACACCUUCUUCACAACCGUCCGUUUCCUCAAGACCGUCCAUGGCGCCUUCUGUAUCUCAUGCCCCAACCGCAUCCAAACAACCCUCUGAUCAACCUAGUGAUGUUCCAUCCGAUGUACCCUCCAUGGUCCCAACCGUAUCCGCAUUCCCCAGUACCGAACCAAGCGAAUCACCCUCCCGACUGCCUUCCACAAGUCCCUCUUACAGUCCAUCGGCACUCCCCAGUGCCGCACCCACGUUUACACCCACCAAUGUCACACGCGUCCUUGGAAUGGUCAUUCAGGGACUCGACACUUGGAGAGUUACAAACCUUCAUGCCGAUCAAUUUGCACAACUCAUUGACAAUCACACCAUGCAAUUCUUUGGACCACAACAAUCUACCAAUUGGGCAACGGUCGUUUACGCAUCCUCCACCAGAUACGAACGAGCCAUUCGACGACCAUCGCCAUUUUGGGGCGAUUUGAGAAAUGAAUUCUUGGAUAUCACAUCGGCUCCCACAUCUGCGGUAGUAUCGCAAUUGCCAGAAAUACCGGGAGGUACCAGACGGUCGUCCUUUGAUAAUACAAGACAAUCCACAGUCUUUGAUAUCAUUGGAGAUAACAACAACAACAAUACUCAAACAGACACCUUGUUGCCAACCACGGCACCGACAUUUGAUUUUAUUCUAGUUGCCGAUGACGAUGAUGACAAUAAUAACACAACGAUCGGCGAACAUAAUGAAACAAUCAACAUUACAGUAGCUCCGUCUGCGAAUCCGACAGUUUCUCAUGAACCCUCCAUGACUCCUUCAAGAGCGCCGUCGAUUGCACCCUCCAUGACCAUUACUCCCUCACUCAACCCCACAGCAACCUACGCACCCUCUCAUCAACCAACAUCACUACCGGGAGUACAGACAAACCAAGUCUGGUACGAACAAACCAUUGUCUACGGAGAACGAUUUGCACCCUUUAAUGAUACCGAAGGCGCCUUCAAUGACCCACGGACAACCUCCAUUGACGAAAUAUUCCAAUUGCCGUUCAUGAUUGACCAAACCAGAUUCACAGAAGAACUCAUUCGAAUCAUCAACAACCAGCUGCCGAUUGUGGUCGAGUUUGUAGAGGUUCGAACCACCGAAUCUGCCGCUCCUUCGGUAUUUGAGAGCCCCGAACCGUCGGAUGUACCCUCUGCUGUGCCCACCGGACAACCCUCUCCCGCACCGUCGGUGGAAGCCACAGGAGGAUUGACCACAACGGCAAUCAUUGUAGCCGUGACGGUGCCCGUCGUCGUGGUGCUAUUGAUUGCCUUUGCCGGGAUUAUCUAUGUGACACGCGUCGACCAUGACGAACUGCUUCGUUCAGCUCCUCACGAGGAAGAGUCCACGUACGGAGAAGAUUUGCCGGUACCGGUUCCCUUUCCACUCGACCCAAACGUACCACCCGGAGAAGGAGGAGGCAGUGGAGUAAUGGCCGGUGGUGGCAGUGGCGCAAUGGGUCGUGGGGGUACGCCGGGAGCGGGUGGCGCCCAUGGAACCUCCGAAGAUGUGAACUAUGGAAGACCGGCUGUAGACCCGCUAAUUGAACCGUCGGAACUCUUGGCGGUCAGCCAACAUCUGCCUGACACUCCCACCGUUGGGGAAGAUCAUCCUCCCAUUGUCACGACACGAGGACGAGCCAACAGUGGAAACUCCAUCGGCAUGAUGCAAAGCGUGAGCGCCAUAUCGGAGUUCAGCGCUCAUACGCCCGAUGACCGUAAUCGACGUGUUCCGCAGGGAACACCCCUGGGAACACCUGGAUACCUGUCUGCCUCAGGGACGCCCUUGCCCCCUGCCCCGCCAACUCCUCAACGUUUGGGCCGUGCUGUCUCCGCCGGGGGCAUUCCGUCUACUCCGACCGAGAGACAUUCUCCGUUUCAAGCAGUUCGGGGUGGCAUUCCUACAAUUCCCACAUCACAAUUGGGAAGCUCGGAAGCCUCCUUUGUCCCAAGUGGAGGUGGCAGUCCUGGCGUAACCACGCCCGGUGGCGGCCCUGAUGAUGGGCCACCGGCAGGUCUGGAUGAUUCUCAACAGCAGGUUGCGGUUAGCGAAUCCGAGGAAUCCGACAGUGAGGACGAUCCUUUCCACUUGGCUGGCUUCAAUCUACAAAUCCAGGACAUUGACGAUUUUCAAUAG